Molecule: messenger RNA, 1326 nt
Organism: Closterium sp. Naga37s-1
Lineage: Eukaryota; Viridiplantae; Streptophyta; Zygnematophyceae; Desmidiales; Closteriaceae
Source: the annotation of a GenBank genome assembly
AUGUGGGUGUUUGAUCAUGCAUGGAAUGUUAUUGCUGAGGGGAUGAGGAAUGAUGGGUUGUACGAGAUGAAGCUGAAUGAGAAAGUCUUGGCUGCUGAGAAGGCUACCUACCAGCCACCACCGAAGGAGGGAGUGAUGGCGAGGGAGGAGUUGAAGGCGAAGCUAAAAGGAGUACUGGUAGAGGAGCUACAGGUGGAAGCUGUUGCAAUGGUGGCAACAGCUGCAAAAGUGGAUCUAGAGACCUUGCAUAGGCGUCUAGGACAUGCGGGGAUGGAGCGGAUUAAGGAGCUCGUGAAGAAGGGCAUGGCAGCUGGUGUGGAGCUGAAGGAAGGAGAUGGGAGUAAAGGGAGAUUGCCUACCAAAGGCCUUGCAGCAGAUACUACUCCGCAUGAGGCUUUCUAUGGGAGGAAGCCGAACAUGGGGUUUGUGAGGGUGUGGGGCUGCAUGGCUCAGUAUAGGGAGCCAGCUGGACCGGACCACAAGCUCCUACCAAGGAGCAAGUGGGGAAUCAACCUUGGGAUGUGCAAGGUGAGCAAGGGCUGGGUGAUAAAGGAUGUGGAGACGGGGAAGAUGGUUGUGACGAGGGAUGUGAUUUUCUACGAGAACGUCAACUAUCUACAGUGGAAGGGAGUGAACAAGGAGAUAGCAAUGGGAGCGGCAGCCGUGCUUGAUAAGGUGGAGAAGCUGCUAGAGGAGAAGGAGAUUGAGGGGAUAGGAAGUGAUGAUGACGCGAUAGGAGAUGACGUGGAGCAACCAGCAGAUGGAGUUCUUUGGGCAUUGGAUUCACAGGACAAGAGGGUUGUAGAGGAGGCAGCAGUAAUGGAGAAAGAUGGGCAUCAGGAAGUAGAGCAUGGAGAGACGGGUGCUGAGGAGGAAGAUCAAUGUGUGGAGCUUGGGGACAGCAGUGAAGGGUCAGCAAAGGGUGAUGAGCAUGAUCCGUGGAAGCUGAUUGAGAGUGAUUCUAGCAGUGAAGCUGCUAAGGAGAUUGAUGAGCUGCUGGAGGAUGGAGCCAUGGGUUACACCAAGGAGAUUACUACACCACUCAGCGGCAUGGCAACCAAUGAUACCGAGCAGGAAGAGGAUGUGAAGCAAUGGGGAGGAGAAAAGAAGGCGCUGCAGAUGUACCAGUCGAUGGUGGGAUCGGUGAUGUAUCCGGUCUCAUGCACAAAGGUCGACAUGGCGUAUGCGGCGAGCUAUUUGGGGCAGCAUGUGCAGCAGGGAAGGAAAUGGAGGGAGAUGAAGCGAGCACUUAGUUACUUGGUGCAGCAUGAAGACGAGGGUCUUCUCUUUGAGGGAGGGGAGGAGACUUUGCAGCUGGUGGGGUAA